This is a messenger RNA of Brienomyrus brachyistius, 1808 nucleotides long. RefSeq names its product gamma-glutamylcyclotransferase-like. The transcript has 4 exons. The coding region runs from base 265 to 780 and encodes 171 amino acids. The record is from RefSeq and is a predicted model, not a curated record. Lineage: Eukaryota; Metazoa; Chordata; Actinopteri; Osteoglossiformes; Mormyridae. Gene Ontology annotation, molecular function: gamma-glutamylcyclotransferase activity.
CCUGGCUGCCCGUACAGUAGAGGGCAUGCAGAAUGUCGAUGACCCUGAACGUUGUUUCUCAUCAUUGCCAGCGAGGUACUACCGUUUUUUAGAUAAUUUCACACUAUUCAGUGAUCUAAUGAGGUCCACUACCACUAUAUUUUGCGUCCCUUUAAGAUAGUUUUUGUUAGAUUUUUGCAUUGUAAACCCAGCUGUCCAGUAAUAGUGCAUCGUUGUUGUUAAUUUUUUUGACACGACAUUUCUGUGAAAGUGCCUUUUCUCAGGAUGUCAAAUGUGGGUCACUUCAUGUACUUUGCUUUUGGAAGUAAUUUGCUGAAGGAGAGACUGCAGCUGAAGAAUCCGUCGGCGGUAUUUCACUGCUUAGGCAGACUGAAGGAUUACUGCCUUACCUUCGGCUUUACAGAAGAGCAGUUUGACAACAGGUGGCAUGGGGGCGUAGCCACUAUUGAAGAGAGCAGAGGGACUGACGUGUGGGGGGUGAUAUGGAAGAUGAGCAAAGACAACCUCGACAGUUUAGAUAAGCAGGAGGCUGUUGACACCGGCAUGUACAGCCCAUUGGAGGUGAUGGUGGAAACGGACAUGGGGGAGAUCCUCUGUCGAACGUACAGGAUGAACAGGUUCCGAACUUCUCCUCCAUCUCCACAGUACAAGGAGGUGGUGUGCCUGGGGGCCCAACAGAAUGGACUCCCCCCUGACUACAUCAAGAGAUUGGAGGCAAUGCAGACCAACAACUAUGCUGGGCCCUCCAUCUUGGAUGAAAUCAAAAAGGCAAUGAAGUGAAAACAAGAAGGAAAUGUGUCGCCUUGAUUGGUUAGAAUGGGUCUGAGCCAGCCAAUGGGGUGAGGGCAUCUGAGAAUCCAAUCGUCCGUUUGCUUUUCAACUUCUUGUGAUUGGACUGUAAAAGCCACAGAGACACUAGAAUCAUAUAGUACAAUCAUUAAUUCAGAAGAUACUUGCAUCACAUUUUUUUUCAGAAAGCUUUGUUUGCAUACAUCAGUGCUAUGAUUGAUUCAUCGUUCCACUGCUUGUCUUUGUCAGGGUCACAGUGGGCCAGAAGCCAGUUUUAUGGUUAUCUGUAAAUCCCUUUUACACGAGUAAUUUUUAUUGAAACAUGUAAAUAUGCUGUCCUAAUUUUUAUUUUUUUUUAAUCACAAAGAAGCUGGUAAAUUAUAGACGCUUCUCACUUUAGGACGAGUAUUUCACCUUCACGAUGGCGUGAUAGCAAUGCACGUUUAGUAGUUGUCAAUCUCUGAAUUUUGAUCCGCUCUUGGGUGCGUGACAUGCAAUCUCUAGCGAUCACAAGCACUAACAUUUCAUUUAACAAUAUAUUGUACUGUGUAUUUUCUGCAUUUAACCAAAUUUAACAACCCAUUAUGUCUACUAAACAGCCUAGUGUGUCGUCAUAUUCAUACUCGACGGAUAUUGUCAGCUUACAAGCAGUUCAUCGGAAUGUCGAGGAGCGCCUGUAUAUCAAAAAACAAUUUAAUACUUACAAACAAUACCUAUGGUUAGAUACUUCAUUGUUUCGCAGAGCUGUUAUCUGAAACUAAAGACAUUGACAACGCUUUAAAAAGUCAGAUUUGGUUCUGUUAUUCCUCGUCCACGUAACAGUGAUGUGAUCUGUAUUUCAAAGUAGACACAUUAAAAUCAUAACCUGUAUCAAUCAUAGAAUAGGGAGAAGCGUUCCGGAUCUGAUUCUCUGCAGUGGGCUCUGAGUCCAAGGCAUUUCAUUACAGGUAGUGAUGUUCCAUUGUUAUCUCUAUACGAGAAUAAACUUGAAACUAUUAUUAAAAUCUUCCCAACAACAA